This is a messenger RNA of Arachis stenosperma, 681 nucleotides long. RefSeq lists its product as uncharacterized. The coding region runs from base 1 to 681 and encodes 226 amino acids. The record is from RefSeq and is a predicted model, not a curated record. Gene Ontology annotation, molecular function: RNA binding. Lineage: Eukaryota; Viridiplantae; Streptophyta; Magnoliopsida; Fabales; Fabaceae. The transcript is spliced from 8 exons.
AUGGAUAGGUAUCAGAGGGUGGAGAAGCCCAAGACGGAGAGUCCUAUAAACGACAACGAUAUACGCAUUACAACUCAAGGUAGGAUGCGCAAUUAUAUCACCUAUGCCACCACUCUCCUCCAGGAGAAAGGGUCUGAAGAAAUUUCUCUUAAAGCAAUGGGCAAAGCUAUUAAUAAGACUGUAAUGAUUGCUGAACUCAUUAAGAGAAGGAUUAUUGGUUUGCAUCAAAACACUCAAAUUGGGUCGAAUGAUAUAACUAAUACGUGGGAGCCUCUAGAAGAAGGCCUUCUUCCUUUGGAGACUACUCGCCACGUUUCAAUGAUCACCAUUACUUUGUCAAAGAAAGAAUUGGAUACAUCCUCCAUGGGAUACCAGCCUCCUCUUCCAGCUGAUCAAGUAAAACCGUUAAAUGAAUAUGACGAGGAAGGAGAAGGCUCACCAAGGGUGCGAGGAAGAGGACGUGGUGGAAGGGGAAGGGGAAGGGGAAGAGGAAGGGGAAAUUACGAUGGAGGUAUGGAAUACAGUAAUGGUUGGGAUGGUGGCAGAGGACGAGGCCGUGGAGGCUUUGGUGGGAAGUCAGUAGGGUACUACGAUUACAAUGAGUAUGAUGCACAACCAGCAGCCCGUGGACGUGGACGGGGAAGGGGAAGAGGCCGGGGAUAUGGUCGCAAUAAAUUAUAG